Didymodactylos carnosus is the source of this 1329-nucleotide messenger RNA. NCBI's taxonomy places the organism in Eukaryota, Metazoa, Rotifera, Eurotatoria, Philodinida, Philodinidae. The record is from the annotation of a GenBank genome assembly.
UAAUUAAUUAUUAUUAAUGGCAUUUUCAUUAAUUAACUCAUAUCUCCGUCAAAAAGGCGCAUGGGCCCAAACCAACUUGGGGUUUUUCACUACUGACUAUUCCCUACAUGAUGAAAAUAGUCUGAGUUGAAAAGUUUUUAAUCGCCUCGAGAGGUUCCCUCGUCAGUCAUCUUUUUCAGUAUAACUUUUUCAUAACUAGAAAGAUCUUGAGGCAAACUUUGUACCUUCUCCCAUCUAUGAAAAGUUAGCUUAAACGAUGUAGGUCGCAUUUUUCUCUAGUUAUAUAUGUUCUGUCGCACUUAACGAUCUUCUGCAAACCAAUGAAGAUAUCGUGAAUACACCAGUUUGUAGAGAAUUGAAAGAGCUGUCUAAUUAUGGGUUGAUUUCUUUAUAUGUUCCUAUAUCUAUAGUGCCAGAGAAAAGCGCAUGCGAACGAUUUUAAUGAUGCUCUGUAAUGUCAGCUUUCAAGUGAAGAUCCUGUCUGGAUGGAACGGCCUUAGUCACUCGGAAGCAUCCAAAAUCAAAUGUUCGUAGUUUUAUGUUGGAGGAAAAAAAAAGCGGGCCGAUUCUUUAGCUUGUACGCGCUUGUCCUUUGAAAAACAUAUGUUUUUGGUGUAAAUUAUAUUUUCAAACAGUGUUUUGGAGCUUGGUGGAAUUGUUAUCAUUUUUUCUAUAAUUUUCUUUUGCACAGACCAAAAAGAUUUAAAACGAGUUUGUCUACUUGUGUGAUUUACAGGAACGUAUAGCUAUUAUCAACAGACAUCUUGUACACCUUGUGCAGUUGGUUAUUUCACAACAGAAAAUGGUUCAAGUUAUUGUGAUGCGUGCCCGCCUCGUCAUUAUUGUAUUAACUCGUCGAAACUGCCAGCUAAGUGCCCUCCGGGAACGGCAAAUAAAGAAUUUGGACAAACUGCAUGCAAGCCGUGUGAACCUGGAAGUUAUAGUGCUACCUUCGGCGCCUACGUUUGUGAUACUUGCCCAAGUGGUUCGCAUUGUGCUAACGCAAAUGAAAUACCAAAAUUAUGCCCACCCGGCACAUCUAGUAAUUCUAGCCAAACUCAAUGUCAGACAUGUAAACCUGGUUUCCAAACAACAGAAACAGGCUCAAGAUUUUGCGCUGUUUGUUCUCCAGGACAUUACUGUCCUGAUCCAGCGCUUCCGCAACAGUUAUGUCCGCCAGGAUCAGCCAACGAUAAACAAGGAAAAAUAAUUUGUGAUUUAUGUUCAGAUGGUUCGUAUACAGAUUUCGCUGGAGCCGCCUCUUGUCUCGUAUGCCCACCUGGAUGGAUAUGUAAGGCUGAAACAACAACUAAAAAUAUAUCCACUUAA